ACAUAUGUGGACGGGAACUUAGAGGUGAAGUUCCUGCGCCAGACACACUAUGACUUGUCCUUUCUCAGCGAAAUCAAGGAGGUGACGGGUUACGUCUUGAUUAUCCUGAUCUACUCUGAGAUGAUCUCCUUGCCUAACCUUCGCGUGAUCCGUGGCACGGAGCUGUACGAGGGAAACCUGGCGCUCUACGUGGCCACCACCUACCACAACAGGCUGCCCACGGUUGGACUGCGGCAGUUGCAGAUGCCAAUGCUGCAUGAGAUCAUAAAAGGGGAUGUCAAGUUUGAGGAUAAUCGUGACCUGUGUUACGUUCGUACUAUCGACUGGAGCGACAUACGUGAGGAUCUUGUUCCCUGGUUUUCAGAUCAUGGCGGCUCCUGCACAGAGGAGCAUGUUUGUGCACCCAAUUGCCCUGGAGGAUGCUGGGGUCCUGGACCUGAUAUGUGCCAAGAAUUGACUCGCAAGAAUUGCAGUGGGACCUGUGACUAUCGCUGCCGGGGACCAACGCAGGCCGACUGCUGCCACAGAAGCUGUGCUAGUGGCUGUACUGGGCCGAGCAACAAAGAAUGCCUGGCUUGUCUGAAGUUCACCAUGGAUGACCAGUGCGUGGAAGCCUGCCCACCCAGCACCUUAUACAACCCCGAGACGUACCAGAAUGAACCCAAUCCAGACUUCAGAUACGCCUAUGGCUCUAGGUGUUUGCUCCAAUGCCCAGAUAAUGUCCUACGCGAAGGUGACAACUGUAUCAAUGAGUGCGGUACAGGAAUGAUUGAAAGCAGCGUACCGGGCGACAACAAAUGUGUUCCAUGUGAUGGUCCGUGCCCCAAAGUCUGUGAUGGCCCAGAAGAAGCAAUAUUCAAGGAAGAUUUUAACAACGGAUCGCUAUCCAACUGUACCAUCAUCAGGAAUAACAUCUUCAUUGGCACCGCUUCAUUUGAAGGGGAUAUAUUUUUGGGGAAGCAAGGCAUAACCCUGGAUUUGCUGGAGCGGCUGAGCACAGUGCAGGAGAUUAAAGGCUUCGUGACCGUGCAGGGCCAUCACGACCACUUCAAUAACCUCACCUUCCUGCGCAACGUCAAGAAGAUCUACGGGCGGAAGUUGUAUGGCAUCGAUGGACCCAAGCAGUAUUCGCUGUUCAUUAACAGCGACUCUAUCGAGUCGCUGGGUAUGACGUCCCUGGAGCGCAUCAACAAGGGGAACGUUCUCUUUUAUGAGAACCCCGCGUUGUGCUAUGCCGCCGAAGGCAUGUGGGAAAGUAUUGUGAAACAGCCCGGACGUCAAAGUGUGGAGUUUUAUGCCAAUAAACCUCGGCAAGAGUGCACUGCGGCAAAUCUUGUGUGUGACCCGCAAUGCGCCCCCAUUGGCUGUUGGGGGGCAGGUCCCAAGCAGUGUGCCCGAUGUAAAAACGCUCAAUUAGACGACAUGUGCAUAUUGCAAUGUGACGGAUUGUCACAGUACGUAGUGGCACAAGGCACUAGCGAAAAACCCACCAUCUGUGCCCGUUGUGACCCUGAAUGCAAGGGAAGGUGUCGUGGGCCGGGCCCUCAAAACUGUACCGAGUGCCUACACGUGCAAGAUGGUCCGUUCUGUCGGGCUGCUUGCCCGGUCUCCAAGUACCCAGACGAGAACGGAUUAUGCCAACCGUGCCACAGUAACUGUGUCAAGGAAAAGGGGUGUACUGGGCCAGAAAAUAAAGUGGGAGAGGGGGGCUGUGUGGCUUGUCAUCAGGCCCUGGUCGAGCAAGACGGCGUUACAGUUUUGGAGUGUAUGACAGAUGGUGAGCCGUGUAGCAACAACUCCUUCUCAUUCCACAUUGCAUUAUCAAGCAAACUGCCUCUCAGGGGCUACUCGCUCUGCCAGGAGUGUGACAGCAACUGCCUGGGCUGUUUCGGUGCCGGUCCCUCCAAAUGCAAGAAGUGCAUGAAGUACAAGCGAGGUCUGGAGUGCGUGAAAGAGUGUGGCGCCAACCAGUUCCCUGACGAGGAUAACAGCUGCCGGGACUGUGACCGGCAGUGCAGAGAAUGCUCCGGGGGGAGCUCCCCCUAUGAUUGCGCCGGCUGUCAAAACUUUGAGGUUCUGGAGAGCGACAAUGUGACCUUUUGCGCCAAAGAGUGCCCGCCCGCCUACCCCUACGACGAUCGCAACUCCCACUGUGUGGCCAACUGCUCGGAGGGCGAGUUUGCCAACACGGAAAAAAACCAGUGCAUGGCCUGCCACCAGCAGUGCCUGGGCGGUUGCUACGACGACCGCCGGAGUUCCUGCUUCCAGUGCCUGAACGUCAAGUACGACAGCGAGUGUUUAGAGGAGUGUCCCAAAGACUACACAAACAGCAGUGGCGUUUGCAUGCGAGAUCCAGCCCUCAUACCCAACACAAAACCACAAAAAGAUCAGGUUCCCAUCGGCACCAUAGUGGGUGUCACUGUCUCAGUGAUUGCCAUUCUCGUCCUCGUUAUUAUUGCUUACUUCGUUUACCAAAAAAUGACAAAGAGCGGCUACAUUCCACCUGCACUGGCUUUGAAGGACCUUCAAGGCGCUAGUUAUGGCAAUGGGCCUCUGACCCCAAGCGGCGCAGCGCCCAACCAGGCCCAGCUCAAGAUCAUCAAGGAGACGGAGCUGAAGCGGGGAAGCAUCUUGGGCUCAGGAGCCUUCGGCACGGUGUACCGGGGCCUGUGGAUCCCGGAGGGUGAGACCAAGAUCAGGAUCCCUGUGGCCAUCAAGGUGCUGCGGGAAGUGUCUCCGUCAGCAUCUGAAGAGCUCCUUGAGGAAGCCAAGGUGAUGGCCUCAGUGGACCAUCCCUACCUACUGCGCCUGGCCUGCGUCUGCAUGGCUCAGGAGAUAUCGCUCAUCACGCAGCUCAUGCCGCUGGGUGCUCUGCUGGACUACGUCCGUGAACACAAGGAUCGGAUCGGGUCACACCAUCUCCUCAACUGGUGCUACCAAAUAGCUCAGGGUAUGGUGUACUUGGAGGAGAAGCACCUGAUUCACCGUGACCUGGCGGCGCGUAACGUCCUGGUGCAGACCGCGCAGCAAGUCAAGAUCACUGACUUCGGACUGGCCAAGUUCCUUGAUGUGGACGAGAAUGAAUUCCAGGCGCAGGGAGGCAAGAUGCCUAUCAAGUGGUUGGCCUUGGAGUGCAUUCAGUACAGACGCUUCUCCCACAAGAGCGACGUCUGGAGUUUUGGUGUCACGAUGUGGGAAUUGAUGACCUUCGGCAGUAAGCCUUACGACGGCGUCCGAGCCAAAGACGUGCCGGACCUCCUGGAGAAAGGCGAGAGACUGCCCCAGCCCCAGAUCUCCACCAUCGACGUCUACAUGCUCAUGGUCAAAUGUUGGAUGUUGGAUGAAGAAAGCCGGCCUUCUUUCAAGCAGAUGUCUGAUGAGCUGGGCCGGAUGGCCAAGGAUCCAAAACGGUAUCUGGUCCUGCAGAAUGAUGGGGACGGCACCCUGGCCGGCCUGCCCAGCCCCGUCCCCAGCGACUUCUACAAAUCCUUGAUCAACGAUGAGAUAGACGGUUCCAAGAACACCGAUCUCUUCAUGGACGCCGACGAGUAUCUGCAACCCAUGAGCCUGAACAACAAGGAGCACAGACAGCCUCCGAAUGAAUUCUUCCCCAGGACGAGCGGAGCGGACUUCGUUGCCGGUAACCCUGUCAUGUCCCCGACCUUCCCGUACUCCCUCAGCUCCCCGCCAGCCAAGGCUAGCCCGGCCCGCAAGGACAGUUCCAUGCGGUACGCUCCGGAUCCUGUCCAUGCCAUGCAGCUGGAGAGACAACGAAGCAACAACAGCAACGAUGGCGCUACAGCUGUCCAGAUUGACGACGAGGAUUACCUGACGCCAAGCAUCAAAGCUGACUACCACGAUCUCACCAAAGACAAGCCACUCUUUGAGGAGCCUCAGUACCAGAACGAUCCCAAGUUCAACAGCCCACCACUGGCCGAGGACAACAGCUACCUUCCCCUGAACACCAGCACGUCGGGACCUCCCCCUCCCCCCACUACGUCACCUCCGCCCACUGGCGUGGGCGUGGACAACUUGGAGUACCAUGCCUUGCUAAACCCCGCCUCCCCUCCGGUCAUUCCAGGCAACCCCUGGAAGACCCAGGGCCAGGAGGAAGACCCCAGGUACAUGAACGAGGAGCAGAUGGGCCACAAUCAGCCUCUGCUGGCUGGCGAGCAGCCCAGACCUCUGUACUCGCCAAGUCACUCCAGCAGUCGCCCUGGAAGCUCCCUACGCAGCAACGGUAGCAGCAGCGUGGGCGUCAGGCUGUCUGGUGCCGCCAGCGACAACGAAGUGGAGCAUGAUUACAUCAAUAGUGAAGUACCAGGUGUCCGAGGCGAGACCAGUAUCUAAGACUUACUUAGAACCGCGAUAGUGCAGGAGUCGUGUUUAUAUUUUUCAAAGGAUGAAUGUACUCUUAUAUGCAAUGCAGUACUGCUUAUGGCAGCCGAACCGAGGAAAAAAACAGUACUGAAAGCUUGUAUUUUUUUUAUGGGCGCUAGAGGAGAGACUAUAUUUUAAAUAGAGGGUGGCGCGGACACAGUGACUGUGGAUAUGUCGCUUGAAAACCCAGGAGGGUUUCUGUAAAUGCUGUACAAAACGCUUUGGAAGAUUGAAACUGCCAAACACUGACUUCUUCUCAGUGCCUAUAUGCAGGACAUAUGAACUGCCGUCAGUACGCGGAUUAACAGAUGUGCGGCAAGGGACGAUAUGCCAGGCAGUCAGGUCAGGUUGGACUUUACGAGUUGACCAGCUUCCAAAUCAAAUCGCACUGAGUUGCCUUGCCGGGAGUCAAGGUUUCCAGACCAAGAUGGUCAAAGCAAACAAAGCUGCGUAACGUUUUAAUAUUGCAAAUUGAGUUCGCCAUUUAUCCAGGCAGAUUUUUACGAAUGUUUUGAAGUAAUCCAGUUUUUUUAUGUUGUAAAAUACCAGAGUGGUGAUUUAAAAUGGUCCCAGUGUCCGCAGGUAAAGUGUAGUAUGUAAGUUGAAAAGUGAUCGGUUUUACAGAGUAUUUGUAAACAUGAACACUGUGCUGAUUUUCACCAAUAACUUAAAUUUUUUAUUUGCAUUUAAAAAUGACGUUAUAAAACAAGUUGUUUGUUAGAUUAGACUGUGAAAUUGAUCCUUCACAAAAUAUCUCAUGAGUUGGUUUAUAUUAAGCUACCGAGGAGAAAAUUACCGUUCAUUCCCCCGAAAACACUGCACCCAUGAUACUGGCUAAAAAUAUAUAAAAAUGGACCUGAAGCAGGUUUUUUUUUUUUUUUUUUUUCAAGCAGGUUUUUUUCCCCAAAAAUAAGCCAGUUUGGUAUCUCGACGUAGUAGUCGAAGUCAAAGGUAAUUCGGGAUAAAAUGGAAGCGUCUUGUAACCGCGAUGUUACGUCAACGCCCAUUUUGCGUUGUGUGACCGUUUCCUUGCGCGUUCAUGCGCCUUCGCUGAGCUUGACUCGUAUCAUUGCAUGCAUGCGCAGUUCAAAUACCGCACUGGCUUAUUGGCCAGAGUGCGUACCUUUUAGUGGUUCUUUUUUUAACUGGUGCAAUAUUUGUGCCACAUAUGUAUAUAUAUUGUCCAUUGCAAUUUUUAUGUUUUAGAUAUCGUGAAACAUUAAACAAAUUCUGUGUGCAGUGUUGUAGUAUAUUUGACAAGACACAGAAGUGUCUUUUUUUCCCGAGAAGUUGACCAACUUUUUAUGGUACUAUUAUUAGAGAAUAUGGAAUUCUUUUUUUAUCUAAAGGGGUUGGGCUGUGUUGAAUUUAAGUUUAUAUGCUGGCCAAAAUAUUAGAUGCUUAAAUUUUACUGUGAUUAUGUACAGAACAACUCUUAAUGCAUGACUUUUUGUAAUUUUUUCAACAAGGGCAAAGUAAAGAAACCUUUUUGAUCAACUCAACUUUUCUUUGAAACACUUGGAGAAGCAUGGUCUGUGCAAGGGCUGGAUUUAUUUUUAAAACGUGUUCUGCAUAAUUCAUGAAAAACGACAAUGUGAAAUUUGUUGCAAUAUGAUUUUGUCAAUUUGCUUUUUCUUUUUUGGCAAAAUGAUGAGCGAGUCAUGGAAAAAAAACGAAGCAAUUUCAUUUAGUUUUUGCUGAAUCGUUUUACUUAGCAAAAUACUUGUGUGUAGAAAAGGUCAUUUUUGUUUUAAAAUAUUUUUGAAUAUAAUGCUUCCUUUAUAACCUAUGUAUGUAUAUUUUAAAGUUUUUUUAAUCUGUAUGUAAUUGGAAUAUUUAGGCAUGUAAUUAGCAAGCAUAAAAAUUUUGGAAGUGUAGAGUGCAUUCAUAUAAGUUCGCUUUUCAAAAACUGCACAGCUGUGUAUAGGACUUUGUCUGGAAAGGUUACCACAAUAAAGCAGGAUCUCCAGGGACGGAAAACAAAAGGGAAAAAACCUAAAUUGUUAUUGACUAAGCUACAGCCAUCUUGGAAUAGUGCCCAGUGCCCACAGGUGGGUUGCUAAUGCAUGGGUUGUUGGCACCAGACUAGUUGCAGGAAUCUCUAUGAUAUUUGUGGACUUGCUUCAUUAGAUACAAGUAUAUUUUUUAGGUGUAUGGUUUCGUGAGAAAUUGCAGUCUGUUUAAAUUUGUCGGCAGCCAAGUUGAGCCCAAUUCGUUAUCUGAUGGUGCAGUGUUUAGCUGAAGUUGCAUUGAUUCAUGUUUUGAAGCAUGAGGCAGCAUUAUACGCUUAACAUAUCAGAGAGAAACACAGGAAAAGUACACAAAUCAAGUGAAAGCCUGAUCCAUUUCUAUCUUGGUAAAAACAUAAAAACUGGAAAAAAAAACCUGCCAAAUUAUCCAUAAUCAUGUGACCUUUAAUAUCAAUGACAUAUCUAGAAUUGGGCAACGCAUGCCAUGUAAUGCACACCAUUAAAGUAGAAAUGUGUUGUCUUCAAAGCACAAAUUAUUUGUGAAUGUUUUAAUAUUUUUUUUAAAUUCAAUAAUAUGUGGAUUCAUGUGUGCAUAAACUCUAAUCUUUGUGUUUAUGUGGUAUGCCACCAUAUUUUUUUAUCAGAAACUGUGCAUUAUUACAUAUCCAAGUGGUUAUUUUUGUUUUGUUUUAGUAAAGCGCAAUGCUUAUCAGUGUUUUAGGGUAAAAAACAAAACUUGUUUUUUUUUUUCUGAAUCGAGUAACUUUUACUUAAUGUGCAGUGGCAGAUGUCUUCACUACAUAUUUUGAUUAUGAAAAGGGCAUUUCAGCCUUAUAGCUAAUGAUAAUGGCUAGUGUUUUAAUGUUUAGCUGAAAAUAUGUUUUAAUAAAGAUUUUUUUUUUCCAAGGAAGGAAACAUCAGAAAGAAACAACUGGAUAUUGUUUUCUUGGAAUUAAACAUUUCGAUGAAUGGAGAUAUAUCAUCAAACGUACAAAGCCACAAACAGAUUUUUUUCUAAAGAAUUUUUGAUCAGUUGCAGAUUUGGGAAAACAGUUCAAGAAGUCACAGGAAAGUGUAAUAAGCUCAGGAUAUGCAAAUUUUGAAGCAUCGAUAUACAUAUUUUUUUGUUUGUUUGUUGUAUAUUUCCUUUUGUAAUUUAUUUCAUGUCUUAAUGAGCGUUUAAUUGUAUUUGCUUGAAUCAGAACUGUUUUUGUGUUUCGCUUUAAUUGGUCUUAAAGGCCUGAGCAGUAUUAAUUAAGUGUAUAUUAAGGAAUGAUUUUUGAAAGUACUAUUUGCUUGCUGUUAGGGCAUCGCAGAACUAAGAAAAAAGUUAGAGCUGUGUUCAAAUCUUUUUGGAUGAAAGCAUACCUGCAGGGAAGAAAAUGAUACCCAGUACUUAUCCUUAUCCACUUGAAUUCAUUAUCGUAGAGAACAUUUUGUCUUUCUUGAAGAAGUUCCCCUGGUAAUAUUUAAUCUCAAAAUAUUAACAAUUUUCUGAAUUUUUUUCUCUCUAAAAGUGGUGGGGAAAGGGGGAGGGGGAAGCAUAUCAUUUGUGCACAUGGCCUUUGUUUCUUUUGCACAUUUGCCAUGUAGAAAGUACCAUGAAAAUCCUGUAUGAUGUAAAACACGUCAGCUUACUUUUUCGGUGUCCAUCUCUUUUGUGAUGUAAAUUCUGCAAUAAAAAAAUGCUUUAACAUGCUUCCCCCUUGACAAAAAAAAAAGGAAAUGCCAAAAUACUCUGUGUUCAGUUGUGGAAAUGCCUUCACAAUGAGAAGUGCAUUGCUGGUCAAGCUUCUAUCGUUUGCUUAUUGCAACUGUCAUGUUUUUUUUUUUUAAUACCACUGGUCCAUAUCCUUAUUAGAAAUAAGUGUCUUCAAAAUUGUUCUUUUUUUUUGUAAAAUGCUGCCAGAAAUUGUAACAUGUCAAUUUGUUUUGACGUUUUCAGCGUCAAACUUUACUUACAAGAUUGUUGUUCUGAACAUUAAUACAAGCUCUGUGUACUCAAGUUGACCAGUUAUAUUUAUGACGUAUACAAAAUACAUAUUAAAGUCAAAAGUACUUUUUGGAGUUAAGUGUAAAAUGCAAGAGAAGCGAAAGUGAUAUAUUUUGUUUUGUAUAUUUAAUAAUGCACGAUGGCGAGUAUAUGCUAAACACUGCCAGGAUUAAAAAAAACAACCAAUAUAUUGGUGUACUAAUCAUAAUUAAUUUGAUUUUCAGUUGAUUCUGAAGUAAACAAGACUCUGUAUGUACAUGCAUAUUAUUGAUCAGUUCAUUAUUGUUUUCUUUGUUGCAUUAAUAUGUUAUCGUGUAAUCAAAUUUUCUGAGCUUGGGAAAACUUCUUAACCGUGAAAUAAAGCUACUGCUCCUUGUAAAUAUUAUUUCAAACACA
Messenger RNA from Patiria miniata (bat star), 8739 nucleotides. RefSeq names its product epidermal growth factor receptor-like. The transcript is spliced from 28 exons. Bases 121 to 4350 code for a protein of 1409 amino acids. The record is from RefSeq and is a predicted model, not a curated record. Gene Ontology annotation, cellular component: signaling receptor complex; basal plasma membrane. Gene Ontology annotation, molecular function: ATP binding; transmembrane receptor protein tyrosine kinase activity. NCBI's taxonomy places the organism in Eukaryota, Metazoa, Echinodermata, Asteroidea, Valvatida, Asterinidae. Gene Ontology annotation, biological process: positive regulation of kinase activity; protein phosphorylation; cell surface receptor protein tyrosine kinase signaling pathway.